GACGUUUGUUUUUGUCAAAACAAACAUCUUCAGCAAUCGACACGAACGACAUGAAAAUUUUAAUCUCUUGUUUCCUGAUUGAAUAUUAAAAAAUGGUGCAUUGAGUGAUUGUAUAAUUUCGUAUUGAUCGUCCAACGAACGACCCCAUCAUCGAAAGAUGGCCCGCCAUCGGCGUACGGUGAGUGAUGUGUUCAAUAUCGAAAUGGCGAACGGGUCGGGUUCGCAGCAAGAGCAAGAACCAGUCCAACAGCAGAGAAAAAUAAACUUUGCGGAUAUUUCCAAGUGUUCGCCUUCGUCCUCGUCCAGCGAUUUCCAAAACACUAGCGAUAGUAAUUUUCUGCUGCGAACGGAUGCGGCCUACAGACGACAGUAUUGUUACGGUAGUAUUGAGAAACAAAGCCAGGGUACGGAAGAAAAUGUGUAUGACGGCACCGAGUGCGAUGAUGAUUACGAGACGGAGGAGGGUGAAGUCGACGAGGACGAGAUACGGGAUUUCGAGAGCAUACGAGACAGCCAGUUUGAAACAAGUGCCGCCGAUUGCAGCAAAACGAGUCGAGUGGCAGUCGAUAGCUUCCGUAGAUGGUCGGCGAAUUUUGGUAAAAGCAUAAAGAACAAUAAACGUAAUAUGUACAAUAAAACAAUCAGGUUUAUGCCAUCACGACUACAGAAAACUUUGUCCAUCAAUGGGGACCUUAUGACGAGUACUACCUCCGAUGUGGAACAUAUAACUAUGGAACUAGAACAGAGGGAGCAACUAAUGGAAGACAAUCCACUGUCGGAGCAACUUCGUAUAGACGCAAUCAAAUCAAUGGCACAAACGUUAUCCAUCAAACGUCAGAUUCGAGCCAAUCUAACUCGAACGGUUACCCGUCGUUCGGUUAGCCGAUCGAAAUCAAUGAGCUUUCUACGAAAAUGCAAAUACAGUAGCAAAAUUUACGCUAGCCGGUUUGUCAAAUUCGUCAGGCAUAUCAUCACAAAUUUCGAGUUGUUCUACGGAAGCAUGAAAGAGAUCGAGGGACAUUUCGGCAGUCGGAUCAGUGCCUACUUCAAGCUUCUCCGUUGGCUGCUGGUGCUCAAUUUAAUCGUGGUUAUUUUCGUAUUUUGGUUUGUUACAUUCCCACAGAUCCUUUAUACAGGGGUGCAAAAUUCUGAAGCACGGGUGUUGAAUACAACGGUUGACGAUGAAGUUGAAGCAAGAGUACUUAGAAACACUCGAUCAAACUUCCAACUAACCGAUAUUUUUACUGGAGAGGGCUACUUCACCGAUUCCAUCUUGUUCUACGGUUUCUACAGCAAUUCUUCCUUCACGCUGCUUCCGGGGACAUCGGAGUACAGUCUGCCUCAUGCUUACUUUCUUACGGUCAUCAUAAUGUACCUGGCAACGUUUGCAUUCGUUUCACUCAGCAUGGCCCGUUCCUAUCGGAUAAGCUUCAUCGAAGCUAGUGGAGCCGUGCACAAUGUGCUUACACACAAAAUCUUCUGCUCCUGGGACUUUGGAAUAGCAAAUGAGAAAGCUGCUCAACUAAAACACUCCAGCAUCUAUCAAGAUCUUCGGGAGUAUUUGACAAUAAUCAAUCGUUCCGAGGGACCGUCUGGCAAAUGGCAAAGCGUUCGAAGUUAUCUAUUUCAUCUGACAGCUCAUUUGAUAGUGUUAAUAAUGAUCACUGCCGUUGGAUACGGGAUAUGGAUGCUCCUGCAACAGUUUGGUGAAACGGAACACUUCAGUACAUGGUCAGCCCUGUACGUAUCAAUAGCCAUCAACAUUACCAUGUUGGUGUUUCAAUACGUGUUCAAGUUUAUUGCCAAAAAAGAAGACUACCGCCGAUCAUCAACAGCACUGAACAUCAACCUGAUGCGAAAUUUCCUGCUCCAGCUGUGCAUCGUCAGUGUUCUCUUGUUCUAUUGGUUGACGCGAUCAUACGAGAGUUGCUGGGAAACUUCGAUCGGGCAGGAAAUCUACCGGCUAGUCAUCAUAGACUUCAUCAUAUCGGUCCUUUUCUUAGCCUUCCUUCAGGCAUCCCGCUACGCUAUAAAUCGCUUGUACUGGCGCACCGUCUCCCUGCCUGAAUUUUGCCUCACCAAUAAUAGCCUUGGCCUAGUCUACAAUCAAACGUUGUUAUGGUUUGGAUUGCUGUUUUCCCCUCUGCUAUGCAUCAUCGUCACUGUUAAGUUGAUUAUGAUUUUCUACGUUAAAAAGCUUAGUUUGAUCUACUUUUGCAAACCACCAAUCAAGCUGUGGCGCUCAAAUCAAACCCAAACCCUCUUUCUGGUGUUAGUGUUUGUAUCACUUUUCGGAGUAAUCGUUACGCAUGGAUACAUAAUGACGCAGGUUGCUGUGAGUGACGAAUGCGGUCCGUUCCGGGACAACACCUACAUGUAUCAACUAUUCAUGCAGGGAAUUCUUAAGUUAAAGGAGGAACAUUUCUUUUGGAAAAUUUUUAUCUACAUAACCAAACCUGCUAUCAUUGGGGGUCUUCUGCUAACGAUGGCUGUAGUUGCAUACUAUCUGAGGGCAAAAUCUAAGGCGCAGAUAGCGAAAGUCAAACUGUUGAAGGAAAUGCUCUGUAUGGAGGCUAAGGACAAAGAGUUUCUAUUGGCAAAUAUAAGUAAGAUAACCCGUGGGAAAGGCUGGACCUUUGACAAUGAACUGCUGAACGGACGAAAGAAUAGUGCCGAUAAGUACUCUAGUGAUCCAAGUGGAACGUGGCGUUAUGCCGAGAGUCCCAGAAAAAUUAGCGGGAACUCGGUGGCAAUGGAGCACGAUGAGAAUCCCAGUGGUGAUGGGUAUCAACGCAUUGAUGAAUCUGGCGAUGGACAAGUUCGAAUGAAACGAUUUUGAAGAUUUUACGACACACGGUGCCAAAUAUUUAUCCGGAUAUUCACUUAAGUAUUAUAUUAUGAUAGUUAUUGAUUGGUUUAUAAAUAAAUAUUUAUAACAAGCUU
This is a messenger RNA of Topomyia yanbarensis, 2943 nucleotides long. Its product is annotated as transmembrane channel-like protein 7. The coding region runs from base 158 to 2839 and encodes 893 amino acids. Lineage: Eukaryota; Metazoa; Arthropoda; Insecta; Diptera; Culicidae. The record is from RefSeq and is a predicted model, not a curated record. The transcript has 6 exons. Gene Ontology annotation, cellular component: plasma membrane. Gene Ontology annotation, molecular function: mechanosensitive monoatomic ion channel activity.